AUGGACGUUCUGCGGCCCACCCUGAUAAGGAUUGGGGGGCGAGUAUACAGGAAGAAUCUCGUCCAGGAGCAGGCCUACCAGCACGAGGAGGAGGAGGAGGAUUUCUUUGCAGGCCCCGGUGAUUGCGCAGAUGAACCCUGUGAUGCUUUUGUGGUGGAAGAGACUGAGAAAGGCUUCCAGUGCAGAGUGGAAGUUCCCAGCCCGUUAUACAAGUACAUCAUUGGGAAGAAAGGGGAAACGAAGAAGAGACUAGAAACAGAGACUCGAACUUCCAUCAGCAUUCCCAAGCCUGGAGUAGAAGGAGAAAUUGUGAUUACAGGGCAGCAUCGCAGUGGUGUCGUCUCUGCGCGAACGCGGAUCGAUGUUCUCCUGGACAGCUUCCGUAAGAAGCAGCCCUUCACACACUUCCUGUCCUUCGCUCUCAACCAGCCUGCCAUCCAGGAGAAGUUCCUGCAGUUCAAGGAGGAAGUGUUGGAGAAAUGCUCAAAG
Messenger RNA from Mesitornis unicolor (brown roatelo), 489 nucleotides. RefSeq names its product activating signal cointegrator 1 complex subunit 1-like. Gene Ontology annotation, molecular function: RNA binding. Gene Ontology annotation, biological process: DNA alkylation repair; regulation of DNA-templated transcription. The annotation marks the transcript as partial. Gene Ontology annotation, cellular component: nucleus. The record is from RefSeq and is a predicted model, not a curated record. NCBI's taxonomy places the organism in Eukaryota, Metazoa, Chordata, Aves, Mesitornithiformes, Mesitornithidae. The transcript has 4 exons.